UAUCUGCUGGCCACUGUCGUCGAACGGGUCAUAGUUUGAAACGCUGCGUUUUAUCUGUGACUUUUGUGUCUCGUGUUCUGUACUUAUCCGAUCUAUAACUUGUCCCAGUACAUACCGCCCAAAAAGCUUUUCUCUGUUCUGCCAUGGCUUCCUUUCUUCCUCCUCUACUUUGAUCUACACUCUGAAUUCCAAAAGGACCUCCAAAACUUAACAAUGGAAGGUCAAUAUCCACAGCAGCCUCGAACUUAUGGGCCGCACCAGAUGAAAAUGACGAUUCAGCCCUCACAUCACUCCGACAAUGACCGGAGUAGAAGCGAGCUCCGGGCUCUGGAUUGUAAUCUCACUUCCCUCUGCGACCACAUCCAGAUGGAGGGCUUCAAUUCCGGCUCCUUCUCCGAUAUUGUAGUCCACGCUAUGGGCUCCACCUACCAUCUCCAUCGCCUCAUCCUCUCUCGCAGUUCCUACUUCAGGAACAUGCUACAUGGUCCUUGGAAAGAAGCCAGUUCUCCUAUCGUGAAUCUACAUGUGGAUGAUAAGAAUGUUAGUGCGGAGGCAAUUGCAAUGGCUUUGGCUUAUCUUUACGGGCAUCACCCUAAGCUUAAUGAUAACAACGCAUUUCGUGUGUUGGCUGCUGCUUCCUUUCUUGACCUUCAGGAUUUAUGUGCUAUAUGCACGGACUUCAUUAUAUCUGAACUGUGGACUUCUAACUUCUUGGCAUAUCAGGUAUUUGCGGAGAGCCAAGAUUACGGCAUACACGGAGAGCGUGUGAGAAAUGCUUGCUGGGGCUACCUUUGUCAAAGUGGUGCCAUGGAAUUGAAAGAGGUGCUUCCAAAACUUUCUUCCCAAACUCUGCAUGCAUUACUGACCUCAGAUGAAUUAUGGGUACCUAGUGAAGAGAAACGGUUUGAGUUGGCAUUAUACACACUUCUUGCAAAAGGUGCUUUUUGCAAGACAGAACAUUCUGAGCAAGGCAAUUCUAGUUCUGAGAUUGGCGUGGGUAUUCAUUCUGACUCUUCCAAAGCAAAGGGGAAAAAUUUGGUUGAUAGUUGCUCUAGAAAGAGGUUGGAAUCAGAACUAGGACGCUGUUUACAAGAUGAACUGAAAAGCCAAAGUGCAGCUCAUGGUCUUCUGGUUGAACUUAUUGAUUCUGUGGAUGACUUUCAAGUGGUAGUUUCUGAUUCCAAACAGUCAAAUUUGGACACUGUGCAGCCAUGUGAUGCAAAACAAUCUUCAUUGAGUAACCCAUUUUCAGAAAUGAAUGAAAAUAGAACCUCAUGUUCUUACGUUGAAAUGCCAAUCCAUGUUGGAACGAGUGGAUUAGGGACCAGUGGAGUGGCUAUGGAGGGGCCAUCUGAAUCAGGUCCUUGCCAUUUGAAUAACAACAAUUGGAUUACAGGUGAUCAAUCUAGGCAUUGCUCAUCAAGGGAACCAUCCUGUAAUGGACUUAUGCUCAAUGAUUGGGGAAGAUGUGGCAUGCCUUCUCUUUCAUGGGGUGGUAGGGUUGUGGGCAGAAGACAGUUAAAAUGUUACGCAAAAGGGAAUUGUGGGGUUCGUGGGGAGGAAUAUGAUACGUUUGUCAAUAUAUUUGAAGGGGGUUCACUUUUAUAUUCUAACAUGUCUUUUGAGGCACUUUUAAAUGUGAGAAAGCAGCUUGAAGAAUUGGGUUUUCCUUGCAAAGCUGUGAACGAUGGUCUUUGGCUGCAGAUGCUUUUAAGCCAAAGGGUGCAAGAAAUUGGUGCUGACACAUGUAAAGUUUGCUGCUUCACAAGUAUGGCAUGCACUUGCAGGCAACCAUUUGGGUUUUCUCAAGGGGUUAAUACAACAGGUUACUACAUGCAAGACCAUGAUCAUAAUAAUUCUCCUGGUAGCAUGGGGAAUAUAUACGUUGCUGAUUCUGCUCAAGGUGAAGGUAAUGGCCAUUUUAGGCCAGUGCGAGUGCAUGUUAGGGGACCUAUUGAUGGGCUUGCAGGUAUUGGGCGUGGAACUACAUUUGUGCCAACAGCAGCAUGGCCCCCAACACGUUUUGUCUUCUCCCGUGUGCCAUUUGGCAUGGGCAAUAGAAAUUGCCAGCAAUCUAUUGCUAAUGAAGAUUCAGAGAGUAGAACUGAUCACAAUGGAGACCUAUCAGGAGAUGGGUUGACGGCUCUUGUUGGGUUAAGUCAAGGAGGGAGCAACACCACUAAUGGUCAUGGGGAGCAUAUGGAGAGAGGGUAUGAGACAGAACUGCAAGGUAGGUUGUCAGGAACAUCUAUUUCAGCAAGUACCAGUGGUGUUGCUGUCCAGAUGCUUGACUCACCAGAACAUGCUAUUGGAAUUGAUUGGGAGAAUGCAAACAGUUCCUCUAUAUCUUUAGAUAUGAAAACGCCUUUAAGCCAUUUCCCUCCAUUUCGUUUUGGGGUUGAAUUCGAGGAUGUGCAUAGGCUCAGUGAUGGCCAAGUCAAGCAUUCCCCAGAAUAUUUUUAUGCUGGUUCUUUGUGGAAGGUUAGCGUUCAGGCCUUUAAUGAUGAAGAUCCUCAAGGACGCCGAACUCUUGGAUUAUUUCUUCACCGACGCAAGGCAGAGAUUACCGACUCCCUUAGAAAGGUUCAUAUCUAUGUGGACUCUCGUGAGAAGGUUACUGCCCGCUAUCAGCUGAUUUGUCCUUCAAAGAGAGAAGUUAUGGUAUUCGGAAGCUUUAAACAACGUGGUACUCUUUUACCAAAAGCUCCCAAGGGAUGGGGCUGGCGUACUGCUUUACUUUUUGAUGAACUUGCAGAACUACUCCAAAAUGGGACCUUGCGAGUGGCUGCUGUCGUGCAGCUUGUGUAAUUCAAAAGAUUGUCUAAGCAAAGAUCAAAUUGUUGACCUGGCAUUCUACUGUUUCAAGUGUAAAGCAGAGUACUCUACCUUUGCCCCAUUCUGGUUGCUUUGUCGUGCAGGCAUGAUAUCUGGAGGCCAUAGAAGCUGCUAUGCUGAAGCUGAUCUGAGCCAAUGCUUAUUGAGAAACUUGCCUGUUAAAUUUCUUGAAGAAUCUCUUUUUUUAUAAAAAAAAAAAAAAACUUAUUCACAUUUUUAGUUUCUGUUUAUGUAUAUUAAAACAAUAGUAAAGUAGAUGUGAAUAAUCGAGUGGAGUGCAAUAGAUGCUUACUUGGAUCUUAUAUUACUUUAAUUCCUUCAAAACAAGAAGUAUAUUGUUGGGCGCAGCCCACUCUCUUCUUAAAAUA
Messenger RNA from Hevea brasiliensis (rubber tree), 3203 nucleotides. RefSeq lists its product as uncharacterized. The coding region runs from base 214 to 2808 and encodes 864 amino acids. Gene Ontology annotation, molecular function: protein binding. Lineage: Eukaryota; Viridiplantae; Streptophyta; Magnoliopsida; Malpighiales; Euphorbiaceae. The record is from RefSeq and is a predicted model, not a curated record. The transcript has 12 exons.